Molecule: messenger RNA, 5756 nt
Organism: Podarcis raffonei (Aeolian wall lizard)
Lineage: Eukaryota; Metazoa; Chordata; Lepidosauria; Squamata; Lacertidae
Gene: GCC2
Product: GRIP and coiled-coil domain containing 2
Exons: 23
Coding region: 104-5137 (1677 amino acids)
Biological process (GO): late endosome to Golgi transport
Cellular component (GO): Golgi apparatus
Source: RefSeq, a predicted model, not a curated record
UGACGUCAGAAGCGCGCGCGGUGGGAGAGCCGGUGACGAAGGCGGAAGUGCUGCCAGCUGAGGCGCUGAGGGAGCAAACGAGCCUGGCUUUCCCUCCGCCGCAAUGGAGCUGCAAGAUAGCGGUCAAGAAAUGGCAGCUUCGCCUGCCACAUCCACAACAGGCAAGUCAAAGCUGGAUACUUUACCCAGAGAAGAUCUUAUCAAAUUUGCAAAGAAGCAAAUGAUGCAUGUACAGAAAGUGAAAUCCCGAUGUUCAGAACUGGAGAAAGAGAUUGAAGAAAUGAAAACAAAACCUGCUGCUGGAGGAACUGAUGAUAUUCUUCAGGCCCUCACAGAGAGGCUGGAUGUUGUUCUUCUGGAGAAAGCUGAAGUCCAGCAGCAGUGUCUAGCUCUGAAAAAAGAAAAUGUGAAAAGGCAACAAGAAGCAGAGGCUGCUCUCGCUAAGGAAGGAGAAUUGCAGAAGAAGUUUGCACAGUUGAACACUGACCACCUGAAAGAAAUCGAAGGUCUUAAGAAUGAAACCAUAGCAACACAGUCCAAAUAUGAUGAAACUAUUGCCACGUUGCAAAAGGAACUGCUUGCAGAAAGGAGCAAACAAGAGCAGCUCACAGAACAGCUUAAUUGUCAGAGUAAUAACCACGAAGAAAUUAAAAGGCUACAGGAAGAGGUCCAUCAAACUAAGGCUGCCUAUGAGGAACAAAUAUUGAAUCUGAAGAAACAGUUGGAAGCUUCCAUUGAGGGUAAGAAGGAGGAAACUGCCAAACUGCAAGAUGUCAUUGAAAGUAAUUCUCAGUGUUACCAAAGGGAAAUGGAUAGAUUAGAUGAAGAGCUAGGCAAACAGAGGACUGCUCACCAAAAGGAGGUGUCUGAGUUGACAUGUCAACUUGAAACCGCUGUCAAAGCAUGUGAAGAGGAGCAAAAUAAGGUAGAUCAGCUAAAGCAGAACUUAAUAGAGCAAUACAGGGUAAAAGAGAAGGACAUGCAGGAUGAAUUGCGUGCUUGUAAAGAGAAAUAUGAGCGUGAACUGGAAUACAUAAGGCAAACUCUAACGAAAGAUGUAGACAGCCUAGAAUCUGGAAAUGUGCAGUUGGAAACGGAAAUGGCAGAAAAGACCAGACAUUUAGAAAAUGCUUUAAAAGAACUGGAAUCUCAACACAGUAUAUUACAAGAUGAGUUAACCUACAUGAACAAUGUUAAGAUGAAACUGGAAGUGGAAAUCCAGCAUGCACAGGUUGAAUUCUUCCACGAAAAAGAAGAUCUGGAGUUCAAAAUUAACGAACUGCAGCUUGCCAAAGAGGAUCACUGUGGCGUAGUUGAAAAACUAAAAUCGGAGUUGAAGGCAGUAACAGAACAACACGAGAAGACUAUAAAAGAAAAUAGUCUGGAAAUUGAAGAACUGUUAGAAAAGCAUAGAAGGGAAAUUUGUGAUCUUAAACAAUCAGUAUCAUUAAGUUUAGAGAGAGAAAAUCAGUCAUUGGCUCUUGAGAUAGUGGAUCUUAAAGAACAAUGUCAGAAGCACCUACAGGAGAAAGAAGAUGCAAUUGCUAGUUAUGAGAGCUUGCGUGAAACGAUGGAAACCUUUCAAACAGAAUUGGGGGAAUCAGCUGGGAAGAUAAGCAGAGAAUUUGCAUCCAUGAAGCAGCAGCAGGCUUCAGAUGUUGAUGAACUACAGAAAAAGCUUAGAGCUGCUUUCAGUGAAAAGGAUGUUCUCCUUGAGACUGUAAAUCAGCUCCGGGAACAUACAGAACAACUUUCCUCCAAACUUGAGGAGCUGGAAGAACUAAGGCAUAAAAUAGGGACUCUCCAGGAAGAGAAUGAGAAACUUGUUGCUUCUCUUCAUCAAAGAGAGGCUGCAGUGAAAGAACUGGAAGAGAAGGAGAGUGAGCUUUCAUCACAGAACGAUAGCAUCCUAGACAAACUGAAAUGCUCUGCUGAGACGAUAGAAAGCCUCCAGGGGAAAUGCAAAGAGGAGAAGGCAGCGGCUGAGGAACAUCAGCAACGGGUUGAGGCUCUUAGCCUUUGCAACAGUGAAUUGGAGCAACAGGUAGAGGAGUUGAUGGCGAAACUGAAAGUGGAAAAAGAAGAGAAGCAAGUGAAGCUGGGGGAAUUGGAACAGCAGGUUGAAGUUCUUCGGCAAGAUAAAGUGCACCUCUCAUCUGAAGUAGCAAGUCUACAUGACGAAAAUAACAAGCUCAAGGAAGACAGGGACCAAGCAGGGAAAGAGCUGGAAAGCAUUGCAUCUGAAAAGCGGGGCUGGAUUGUGUCUCGAGAGAAAGCAGAUAAUUUAGAAACGAAAUUGCAAAUAGUCUGUGAAGAGAAAGACCAUUUGACUAAGGUACUUGAGGAAGAAAAGGCUUUCAGAUCUCUUGUCAUGAGUCAGCUCUGUAGCCUCCUUGAGCAGAUGGGCUCCAGAAACCCAGAAGAAAAUGAAGGCGAAGAUGUAGCCGGUCUGCUGCAAGCUGCGAAUGAAUUAUUUGCAAAAAUGAAGCAAGAGAUACGAAGUCUGAAAACACAAAAGGAUGAAAACGUGCUUCUACAGGAGGAAAUGCAGAGGCUGCAGGAAGAAAAUGCGGCUCGUUGCAUGGAACUCAGAUCUCUUUUGGACGAUUAUGAAAAUGAAAAACUCCUGUUAAGAGAAGAGUUGGAAGGGGCUGCUUCUGAAAAAGAAGCCUUGCAGCUAGAUAUUCAGGAGCUGAAACACGCCAGUGAAAAACUCCGGAAUGAGAACCAAGACAUUUUAGUUUGUAUGGAAGAUCUAUCUGAAAAGCAUGCACUCUGUGAAAGCAAAAUAAAAGAGCAAGAAGAGGAGCGGAAAAAAUUAAGCUUAAUCCUUGAGCAAAAAGAAACGGAAGUGAGAAACGUGCAGGCUGAGCUUUCUUUGCUAAAGGCCUCUGUCGAGGAGUCUUCUGCUAAAGAUGACCAGCAGUUAUCAGAAGCAGAAAAAAUGGUAAAUUUGGAAAGACAACUGAAAGAGAAAGAAGAAAAAGGAAAUAAAAUUAAAGCUGUUGCCGUGAAAUUAAGGAAAGAACUGGAAUGCAGCAGGAAAGAGGCACAGUCACUUAGAGAAGAGGUGAAGUUAUUGCAGUCAGAGAGACAGCAGCUGUCAACUUCAAUGGGAGACAUCAUUCAGACAGCAGAGAGCUAUAAGAAUCUUUUAACAGAGUUUGACAAGCAAGCAGAGCAGCUGGACAUUGAAAAAGAGCGAGCUCGUAAAUUUGAACACCAAAUAGAUGACCUGACGAGACAACUGGAAAACUCUACUAAGCAGCAAGACCAGUGGCGUUCUGCUAAUGAAGACCUCUUGACUCGUGUUCAGACUUUGCAUACUAACACUAAGCUGCUAGAAACACAGCUACUGGAAACUCAGAGGGCCAAAGCAAAAGUCGAUAAAGAACUCGAAGCUGAAAAGCUUCUAAAAGAACAAAAGAUAAAGGACCACACUAAUGCUGCAAAAGAAGUUGAAGAACUUCAAACACAACUUCAGAAAGAAAAGAAGCAUCUCCAGAAAAUUCUAGAAGAGCUGGAGUUGGCAAAGAAGGAUGCACAUAAGAGUACAAUGAUGGACAUGGAAAUGGCUGAUUAUGAGCGUUGUGUAAAAGAACUUAAUCAAAAGAUUACUGACAAAAGCAGCAGAAUUGAAGACCUUGAGCAAGAGAUUAAAAUUCAGAAGCAGAAGCAAGAGACUCUGCAGGAAGAAAUCAAAUCAUUCCAGAAUACUGUACAAGAGUAUGAGGGGAAAAACAUGAAGAUCAAACAGCUGCUGGUGAAAACGAAAAAGGAAUUGGCUGACUCAAAGCAAGCAGGAAAUGAACUUCUGAGGCUUCAAGCAUCUUUAAAAGGGGAGUUGGAAGCAAGUCAGCAGCAAGUCGAAGUUUAUAAGAUUCAGUUGGCCGAUAUAACCUCGGAAAAACACAGGAUACAGGAACACCUGCGGACUUCACUAGAGCAACACCAAAGGGUGCAGAGUACUUAUCAGCAGAAAUUAGCAGCUCUUCAAGAAGAAUGUAGUACAGCAAAGGCAGAAUACUCCGCUGUAACCUCUGAAUUUGAAAGCUACAAAGUCCGCGUUCAUAAUGUUUUAAAACAGAAGAACAAGUCUUCUCACUCUGAAGCGGAUGUGACCAAGCAGGAAAGAGAACACAUGGAAAAUAUAAUAGACCAAUUGAAGAUCAAAUUGCAAGACACUCAGCAUAACUUACAAAUGAAUAUAACCGAGCUUCAGUCACUGCAGUCUGAACAUGACACUCUGCUGGAAAGGCACAAUAAAAUUCUUCAAGAGACUGUGGCAAAGGAAGCAGAGCUCCGAGAAAAGCUCUGCACAAUCCAGUCUGAGAACAUGGUGAUGAAGUCGGAGCACGCGCAGAUUGUCAGCCAGCUGACAGCCCAGAAUGAAGCUCUUCGCAACAGUUUCCGCGAUCAAGUCCGGCACCUGCAAGAAGAGCACAGGAAGACUGUGGAGACCUUGCAGCAGCAGCUGUCCAAAGUAGAAGCCCAGCUUUUUCAACUCAAAAGCGAGCCAAACACCAGAAGUUCUGCUACGUCCAACCUACCAGCAAAGAACUUGCGAGAGCGGAGGAGCACUGACCUUCCUCUUCUCGAUGUGCACACUAUAACCAGGGAGGAGGGCGAAGGAAUGGAAACCACUGACACAGAGUCUGUAUCUUCUGCCAGUACUUACAUGCCGUCGUUGGAACAGCUUCUUAAUACCCCUGAUGCAAAAUUUGAAGCUCCACACUGGGAAGCUGAACUCACCAAAGAAGAGUUGGUGCAGAAGCUGAACACCACGUCGAAGAGUGCGGAUCACUUAAAUGGACUGCUGCGUGAAUCGGAAGCUACCAACGUAAUCCUCAUGGAACAAAUAAAGCUUCUUAAAAGUGAAAUAAGGCGAUUGGAAAGGAACCAAGAGCGAGAGAAAUCUGUUGCUAAUCUGGAAUAUCUGAAGAAUGUUCUGCUCCAGUUUAUAUUCCUAAAAUCGGGCAGUGAAAGAGAGAGGCUUCUGCCAGUCAUUGACACCAUGCUGCAGCUGAGUCCAGAAGAAAAAGGAAGGCUAGUUGCAAUAGCUCAAGGUGAGGAAGAGAGCACAUCGCAACCUUCAGGCUGGGCGUCGUACUUGCACAGCUGGUCAGGACUGCGAUAAGACUGUGAUAAGACUUCUCGUUUGUUCAAACGUUCAGAGUUUGCAAUUGCACUGGGAAGAAUCUCAGCACUGAAGAAUGAAGCAUAUAUAUGUGUAGCCCCAGGGUAGCUUGUAUCGUUUUCUCUUUUGGCCAUUUUAAGCAGGUAACUUGAUUUUUGACUAAGGAUUGUAGAAGACAUGUGGACAACGAAUUCUGCUUUCAGGUUUGGGUCCCCUUUACUGCCUUUGGCUACAGGUAUGCGAGGUCUUGUACAUCUGUUAAGCUCUCCAAUCUGAAAGAGCUACUCCACAUUUGUGUGUAUGUGUCUGUCUGGAGCUGCCCUCUCCCAUCACUUGGAGAAAUACCUUAUGUACACUGGAACUCCGGUUUGGGGUGUCCAACUUCAGCAGACAUCUUCAUUUUUUAUUUAUCUGGGGAAAAAUGCACUAUACAAGUUGGUGAGUAUCAGUAAGACUCAAGUUGACAGGUCUGACCAUGUGUUUUCCAGUUUUGUUGUUCAAAUCGCCAUCUCCUUAUGACCAGCAGCAUCAGAAGCAUGCUUUUUCUCGUCAAAGUACUUUAAGACAUAGCUUAUGAAUUGCUUAUGUCUUUCAAAAGGAAAGAGGUGCAUACAGAAAU